This is a messenger RNA of Prorocentrum cordatum, 2578 nucleotides long. The record is from the annotation of a GenBank genome assembly. NCBI's taxonomy places the organism in Eukaryota, Dinophyceae, Prorocentrales, Prorocentraceae.
CUCCAGUCUCGAGCCCCGCGCCACGCGCGCGCCCCGCGCCCGCAGCGCCAGAAGGCGUCACGCUCCUGAGGAUGCCCCGUGCCCGCCGCAGCGCUGCAGCGGCGCACCGCCCACUGCCCGCUGCCGCCACGAGGGACUCUGCCGACCGCACGAGCCUCCGCUCCCUGAUCGAGGCCAAGCCGUUCUCGCCGCGCACUGAGGCAUCGAGGAAGCCUGGCGUUGGACAGCUCGGCAAGGCCUUUCGUGCCGAGGCAGGCAGCCCUCGGGCUCCUGCCGGAUGCUCUCAGGCCCGGCAGCGCCAGUGCCAGCACCACGGCAUCUGGGUGUUCAUCACCACGCAGCGUGGGCGAUCACGAGGAGCCACAACUUUCAGGACCACCGAGUUCCCAGUGCCGCUGCGGGUGAAGAACACCUUCUUGGACCUCGACGUUCCCGAGGCAUCGCCCCUGGUGUGCAUCAGGAGUUCGAAGUCAGGAGAGGUUGUAUCACGGACAUGGUCGUGCCCAUAUUGGUGGGGUUUAUCGAGUAGAUUGGCAUUUUCGGAGCGCCCGACUUGCUCAUUGAUUUCUUCAAGGAAAACGACGCAGCCAAGGUUACGACUUCGCGGAGAUUUUGGAACCUGGGCGGACCUCCUGGACGAUGCGGCGCAGACGCCGCCGCCUCCGCCCGCGGGGUCCGCAGGCCAUGAGCUCGGAGACUGCAAGGAACGGAUGGAUGCCAGCCACGCCAGUAGCUGCCAGCCUGCCGCUCGCCCUGCCCAGUGGUGCCGAGGUUGUUCGCUGGCCGACGAGUGCCCCUUCUGCCACCUGUGCGAUUCGGGGGAGAAGCGGCGGAGGCAGAAGGAGAAGAAGGUCGCUUUCGCUCGACGCACUUGAAGGCAGACGGCGACGGCGGGGGCCAGGCGCGCGCGGGGCCCACGGUUGGGGUGCCCGGGUGGUGCGGACGUCUUGCGGCCACCGACGGUGCCGCCAGUCGAGCGGGGCUGACGUCUUGCCGCGGGCGCUGGCGGUCCGGUAUAUUGUGGCAUCUUGGAGGCGUCGGCAAGCACAGUUUCACCUGCUAAAGGUCGUCAUGGGGGAUCGCAGGAAUAAGAUUGGAAGCUUUCUGCACAGUCUCGUGCAGUGGGGUAUGAUUGGGGGAUGGCGUUUUCGCGAUAGAGGCGCAGCGGCGCCUAAGCCUUGAGGCGGAUGAUCAGUGAUCUCGGGAGGGAACACAUGAUCACAAUUGUCUUGCAUGGUAUUAUGCGGCCCACUGCAGUUGACCGGCACAUCUGUCCUUGCGCCUCACGGUGAGGCCCUCACCAUUGCCCUUGUCUCGUCGCACAACAUGUUGCUGAGCAUACGACCCUUGUUGCGGCACAUUAUGUCCCACUGUUUUGGAAUCCAAGCUGUUGACCAAGACCGCAAGCUUGUGCUCGUUCAUUCAUGCUACCUUUUUCGUCGCACAUGUAUGUCAUGUGUUCCAGAGGUUGCAUCAGCAUCUGAUUGCCGUCCCCAAACUGAGGCCCACGGCGAACCGGAUUCUUUAUUUCUGGGAAGCUUUUUGUUCCCAAUCAUUGUAUGGCAGGCGCGCUGGUCAACGUUGCGGUGCAGUGGCGCCGUGCCAUCUAUUGGAUCUUCCGUCUUCGAUUUGCAAAGGCCUCGAAGUGGCACUCACUCGGCGAGCUCCCUCUGAUCGAGAAAGGGAGUCCUCCUGCGUCAUCGCACCUGCUGUUGGAAAAUGUGUCGUGAGUGAUUUCUGUAAAAACGUUCUGCGAUUACGGACAAGUCAAGACCCGUCUAGUGUCGCGCGCCUUUCCCCUCCCCUCGGCCCCACUCCUCCCUCUCCGGUUGCCCCUCCCGCUGCUCACCGAUCUCCCUGGGCAUUCGCAGCGCGCGCGCGCCCAUUUGCCGAGAGGUCUCGCGAGCCACAGGAGCUCCACGCGACCGACUUCGUGGUCAGGCCGUGAUCACGAGCCGACGGCAUCUGUCGCCCCAGGGCGCGGGUGGAGCCACAUGCGUUCCCCUGUUUAUUGGGUCGGACGAAAGGGGAGAUCGGGAACGGCGGCAGACUAACUUUGCUGCAAGCAGUUGGUUUCUUCCCCGCCGCAGGACGUCUUCCCCUAUGUUUUGGCCUGGGCCUCGUUUACAGAAGGCCCCCACCAAAGCAACCAGCCAGUGCCGGGGGGAACAGCUCAUACAAGAACUCUCAAGAUUCUGUUUUUGCCCGAAGGCGUUGCCCGAACAUCUCAAGAGCACGUGCUUCUUAUUUCUUUGCCCAGAAGGGCUUUUUUUGUUUGUGUUUGUGGGAAGGAUGUGCAGCGCUCGUCGUCUUGAACAUGAUGCUAAACGCUGACUGGCACAUGCGGGAGCGAAGCAUGCUCUGUGGAGAGUUGUGGGUGUCUUUCAUUCGCCAUUGGUCGCGUCGGCCUUCUUUGUUCGUUCUUGACGAGCAGCCCACCCAGCAGCAGUGCCUGGGCGAAGUGUCUUGAUCAGGGAAGUGCUGGAUCUUUCAGAGGAACGAAGUGUGGGAAAACCUUCAAGCCGAAUUUUCGAUCAGCCUGGGCACGCCCAGGAGUGAAACACAUGUGCGUUCGCGG